Giardia duodenalis is the source of this 1611-nucleotide messenger RNA. RefSeq names its product Poly(A) polymerase. Bases 1 to 1611 code for a protein of 536 amino acids. Gene Ontology annotation, biological process: tRNA 3'-terminal CCA addition. The transcript has a single exon. Gene Ontology annotation, molecular function: RNA binding; ATP:3'-cytidine-cytidine-tRNA adenylyltransferase activity. The record is from RefSeq and is a predicted model, not a curated record. NCBI's taxonomy places the organism in Eukaryota, Fornicata, Diplomonadida, Hexamitidae.
AUGGCUUCAGAGCCGUGUUCCAAGAGCCAACAACUAUCGACAUCUAUUCAAGUAACAGAAAGUGAGGCACGUCUUUUCAACACUCUUUUGGCUGCCAUAGCCUCGGUCAAUAAGCAAGAUACUACACUGCGUGUGGCAGGGGGGUGGGUUCGUGACAAGCUACUCGGGUAUGAAUCUCAUGACAUAGACAUAGCGGUAGAUAACAUGACGGGCGUUGAAUUAGGUACGAUCAUCAACGAGUACAUAACAUCUCAGGGAGAGACUGUGCACAAAAUGGGGGUCGUAAGUCAAAACCCGGAGAAGUCUAAACAUCUAGAAACAGCUUGUAUAACAGUGUGUGGUUAUGACGUGGAUUUGGUAAAUCUACGUGCGGAGUCUUAUCAGGAAACUAGCAGAGUCCCCAGUGCAAUAAAGUUUGGGAGCCCCCAUGAAGAUGCGUUGCGUAGAGACUUUACAGUCAAUGCGCUGUUUUAUAAUAUAAAUACAAGAGAGAUUGAAGAUUUUACAGGCCAAGGGCUUGCAGAUUUAAAAAGUAGAUUGAUUAGAACACCAUUAGAUUAUAAUAUAACCUUUUAUGACGAUCCUCUCCGCAUACUUAGAGCUAUUCGUUUCUCGAAGAGGCUGGGUUUCGAGUUGGACAAAAAGAUGUAUCAGGCAGUAGAAAGUAAAGAGCUUACAGCAAGAUUGCAGAUAGUUUCUAGACAGCGAUACAACAAGGAGCUUAUAGAAAUCCUCUCAGGAGAGACUGCACUUUGUGGCCUUCGUGGUCUAUUUAAUAUGCACAUAUUUGAGGAGAUCUUUCUGUACAUUCUAAACACUUCUAUGAAUAAAGAGCUGAAUGUACACUCAAUAUAUCAGAGAACAGUGGAAAUCUGGGAAGAGUAUUCUACUGCUGCGCAGAAGGUAAAAGAAAAGCUCUACAUUGAUGCUCUGAAGGUUAAUUUAGACACACUCUACUACUUCAUUUCACUACUUUCUAUCGGGCUGGCUAUUAACGAGGCGCUGCUUGACCAGGAUGCUUCAACCUCCGCUGCAGACGUAUCAAUAGCUGUUAGGUUCCUUGAUGAGCCGGUGAAGGGGAAUCAGAGUUGUAAAACAAUGCCCAUCAUGUGGUAUGUAGCUAGAGUCUGCUGUGCUUCAACAAACACCGUUGCAGAGACGUUGUCGGAUGCUCAUAUGUACAGGGCUUCUCUUGGAUUAAAAGACCUAGCCCCUGAGGAACACAUUCUAUUGUUCAGAGGAUACAACAAACAUGCUGUCCUUCUCUCUCUUUGUACACUGGCUCUUACCCCACACUUUGAAGAUCUAGUAGUCACAUACAGACUGGACAAACCUGCACAUCUUUUGGUCUUGCUAGAUGCAAAGCUUAAUGUGAAUGUCCCACAGCUAGCACUCCUUUGUGAUAUCAAAGAUAAGCGGAGGUUCCGACGCGUAAAAGAGGCAGCAAUCCUUUGUUAUCUUUCAGACAGUGUUCUUCUAGAGUCUCUCAAAACACACAGUCUAUUAAGGCCAGAAUUCACAUUCGAGUACUGUAAGAACAAACUAGAUGACAUACUGAGGAUCUUGCAAAACAUGCAGAACGGUAGAGAUGAUGUGCCAAUAGACAAAUGA